Centruroides sculpturatus (bark scorpion) is the source of this 1439-nucleotide messenger RNA. RefSeq names its product trichohyalin-like. Lineage: Eukaryota; Metazoa; Arthropoda; Arachnida; Scorpiones; Buthidae. The coding region runs from base 19 to 1425 and encodes 468 amino acids. The record is from RefSeq and is a predicted model, not a curated record. The transcript is spliced from 9 exons.
UUCUCAUCAUUCUCAGCGAUGACCACAAAGAACGCGGGCCACGCCAUUCAUUCGCCAUGCCUGGUGUUGGGCGGCAACAGAUGGAAAGGAAUAACGGAGAGAGCAGUGGCGACAAUUGAAACCGAAGCAAAAAUGUGGAAGGAAAAGCAGAAAACUAGAUACGAAUAUUCGAAGAGUCUUUGGGAACAUUGGGGCAAUACUCCAGCUGGCCACAGAAGAGCCAGAUUGUUGAAAUUAAGAGAAAAGGCUAUCCGGAAAGAAACAGAUUUAAUAAAGUUAGAAGCGGAAGAAACGGAGUGCCGAGAGGAAGAGCGCCAAAGACGUCUGUCCCAAGCCAAGAAAUUGCUGUUUUUCCAGAAAGAUCCAGUCAAAUCGCUAAACAGCGCCUUCCUGGCCGGAGAAGCGUUCUGCGAUAGACAACGACAAAUGGAGAUCCGAAAGAAACUAGACAGAUUGGUAGACGAAGCCGAGAACCAACGAACCCAAAUGCUUUUGGAGGAGGCAUCUAGGUUUCGUGAACAGGAGGAGGAGAAAAAAUGGGCAGAUCGACUCCGAAAGUCGAUUUAUCGAUGGUCGUUAAUCCGGAGCAUAGAGGAGAAGGAGAGACAAAGGCUCGUGGAUCGUCUGGACAAUCUCCGAUACACUCGGUGGACGUCCGAAAACGUCCCAUUCCCUAUUCUCGAAAGAAAAGGUGAGGGGAGGUGCCAAGAAGAGCGGACUACCUCUGGUCCUUCCGUGGAUUUUCGAGAUGAUGACCGCCGUCGAAAAGAAAAGGAAAUCCAGGAGAGAGCCGAUAUUAUCCUUCGGAGUCUGGCCCGUCGUCAGCAUCUUAUACAACAAAAAAUGUUACAAAUUCGUCAGGAAGGAGAGGAAAGGCGUGCGCAGGCCGUCUAUCGGGCAACAGAUAAGAGAACGAGACGAGAAGACGAGAAGAGGCAUCUGAAAGAUGUCCGGGAAAAGGAUGAGGAGAUGACCCUACAAUACUCAGAGAUUGAGCGACGACGACGGGAGGCAGUGCUACUUGAAGAACAUAUCCGUAAAAAACAGAUCAAAGAAACCGAAAAGCGAAAAAUGGCUGAGUGUCUACGUUAUCUUCCAGAUCGAUAUAACAAACACACUUAUCGCAAGUCACGUCUGAGAGAAGGGGAAGAGAUAGGGUGGAAGAAAAUAGAACAAUGUCCUCAAUUCCUCUCUUCGGCAACGGAACCGAAAAACUGUUACUAUGGAAGAAAGGAGAAAAGUAAAAAGGAAGAGUUGGCCCUUCGUCUCUAUGCCCGAAAUUUAAUUACAGAGGCGGAAGUUAGAGGAGCACCUAUUUUCGGUCUGAGAAAGACAUUGGGAACCAUUUUUCCUCCUCUGAGAAGACAAACUGGGCGCGGGAAAACCUACCGUAACGUGGGAUGUUUUGGACCUUUUUCAGAAUAAAAUGAGAGAUGUUU